UCGUCACAGUUGAGUUUGCUGGGGUCUGGCACUGUUUACAGGACCAUGCCUAAUACAUGGUUGACACCCACUCCACAGAAAGAACCAAGAAUAUGGAGACUUUCGAGUUCUGCUGUCCUACUGUUUGUGUCAGCUUGCAGUAAAUUUAUAUUUAGUUUAAAUAAACCAAAAGUUUAUGGGAAAGAAGCGUUCAAGAGUUUCGUUGCUAAGCGACCACAAAAUAAACCAUUAGUUACUAUUAGCAACCAUUACAGUAUGAUAGAUGACUUUCUUGUUUCGUAUAUGUUACCAUGGAAACAACUCAUGAAAAGAACGUCAAUAAGAUGGUUACCUGGGGCCAAGGACGUUUGCACACGUACCAAAUCUUCUACACUAUUCUUCCAGCUAGGUCGCGUGGUCCCCGUGGUGCGUGGAGACGGUGUGUACCAGUAUUGUAUGGAUUUCUGUGUAGAUAGACUGAAUGAUGGCGACUGGGUUCAUAUAUACCCCGAGGGUUUGGUUAAUACGACCAAAGAAUUUAUGAGACUUAAAUGGGGGGUGGGGCGACUCAUUGCAGAUAGCGAGAUGACCCCUAUCGUGUUACCAUACUGGCAUGUGGGUAUGGACAAUGUCUUUCCAACUCGCAUACCUUACUACCCCAGGAUGGGAAAAAAAGUCACUGUGGUCAUUGGAGAACCCAUUGAUUUUGAAGAAGAUCUGAAGCGCUUAAGGGAACAGAAAAAGACAGAUGAGGAAAUCAGGAAAUAUAUUACAGAUAAAAUUCAGGAUGUUUUUGAAUCUCUAAAGAUAGAAACAGAAAAGAAACAUAAUGAAACUGUAGACAUGUGAAAAUUAUAAAUAAUACAUUUUAACAAUAUACAAAUAAAUUACACAAGUACAUGGACGCUACUGACGUGAAAAUUGUUGAUUUACAUAAAAAUGUAAUAAAAUAGGGUUAUUUGUGAACUUUGUUCAAUGUAGACAUGUGAACACGUUUUAUCCAGAGACACACUUUAACGUUAUAUAGUUGUAGCCAAAGUACGUGAACAUAAUGCAAUAUGAAGAACUGUUACCAAAGACACCUGAUUAUCAUGCAUAUAUACAAAAUGAGUC
This is a messenger RNA of Ruditapes philippinarum (Manila clam), 1092 nucleotides long. Its product is annotated as tafazzin-like. Gene Ontology annotation, cellular component: mitochondrial membrane. Gene Ontology annotation, molecular function: 1-acylglycerophosphocholine O-acyltransferase activity. Gene Ontology annotation, biological process: cardiolipin acyl-chain remodeling; inner mitochondrial membrane organization. The transcript is spliced from 6 exons. The coding region runs from base 46 to 828 and encodes 260 amino acids. The record is from RefSeq and is a predicted model, not a curated record. NCBI's taxonomy places the organism in Eukaryota, Metazoa, Mollusca, Bivalvia, Venerida, Veneridae.